AUGUCUGCACCGUCGUCCCCUCCUCUCACUGCAUCGUCGGUCACAGCAUCGCUCCCUCCUACCACUGUGCUCUCCGACGCUCUCUCCCUCCCCGACGAGGAUAGUAGCUCCAACUCCCGCAAACCCGCUCUCUCUAUUAUAACCGAGAUCAGCGAGCAUGAUGGCUCCGAUACACAGAGGACCAUUGGUAUUGCAUUUUUGAGGAUCCUCGCCUACCAGGUCUUGCACCACUCCAGGGGCCAGUCCAAGGAAUAUCAAAAGCACGUCCUUAUAUUUUACAAAUCGCACGUCCCCGUUGGUCUCGGUUCAGUCCGUCCAAUUAUAAAGAAGCUCAAUCCUGUUGGGAUUGGCACCGGCACGCCGAUAUUAAGGAAGACGAAGAAGCCGUUAGCCCUCCCAGUCCUCCCAUUCGGGCCCCGAGUCCAGUUCCAGUGUCAGUGUCCCCUCCCACCUCUCACAUCCGUCGACAGAGAGCUGCCACUUUGUCCCGGAGACCCACUUCGUCGACUCCGAACGAGCCUCCUACGACUUUCUACACAUCUCCCAACAAGGAUUUUGCCCCUGGCCGGAGAUAACUUCGAGACAGUCGUGGACACCUUGGAGGAGGCUAGCUUCGACAACAGAGACGACGUGCUGGAAUGGUUGGACGUGCGUAAGAGGGAGCUGUGUCGAUAA
Stereum hirsutum FP-91666 SS1 is the source of this 675-nucleotide messenger RNA. RefSeq lists its product as uncharacterized. Lineage: Eukaryota; Fungi; Basidiomycota; Agaricomycetes; Russulales; Stereaceae. The coding region runs from base 1 to 675 and encodes 224 amino acids. The record is from RefSeq and is a predicted model, not a curated record. The transcript is spliced from 5 exons.